CUCUCUUUACGUCUAAUUAACACUCUCCGGGCUCGUAGCAGCUGAAUAACGUUACUGGUAGUGAUACACAACCUCUGCAUUGCUCAAAGCCUUAAUCAGUAGAAGGCACUUCAUACCGCGCAUAUCUAGCAUAUAGUUCAUCAUGAACCACACUACCGACAAAGACAUCGAAUCCAUACUACUGGAAGCCAGUUCUGCUUCAAACGUUGCAUUACCCAACCAAGUACCAACACAGUUCUAUGCUGAAGCCGACACACAUUCAACGGAGACGGCCCCCCAGCCUCGCCCUAGAUCCCAGAGCAACGCAUCGAGGUAUACCAACACCGAUGCCAAAUCCAUGUAUUCCGCCAGAUCCGACUUCGGGCACAUCAUUUCUAGAACCAACACCGCACACUCCAACCCGGUUGCUCGUGCUAUCACGCAGCUUGUAGAGGCCGUCAGAGAUGAUAAUAUUAUCACCGAGAAGCAGCACGCCUCAGAAGAAAUGGUAAUUCCAGAUACAGGGUUGAAUAUCAUAGAGAAACAGGUAACGAGACAGAUAACACGCCACACUGACUGUGAUGUCGCCACAACCGGUUUUUCCAGUGGAGUUGAUCGCCGUAACUCGGAUCCUGAGACGAGGAUUGAAUAUCACGGAACGGAAGAAAAAGAUAGUCUGAGCGACGAAGCGGUAUUUGACCCUACCAACGGUGCACCAGAUGGAGGGUACUCGUGGGUGAUUGCGGUGUGUUGUUGUUUUCUCAGCUCGGCAACCUGGGGUGCUAACGCUUCGUACGGUGUGUUUUUGAACUAUUUCAUCUCUUCAAACUAUUUCCCGGGUGCUACCGAUUUCGACUUUGCCAUGAUUGGUGGACUCGUCAUUGGAAUUUCUACCGCCUUUGCGCCCUUUGUGUUCAUUCUUGUCUCCUAUAUCGGUUUGAAGCCAACCAUGUUGCUAGGAGUCUCGAUCCAGACCUGUGGCUAUAUUUUGGCCGGUUUCGUGAAAACAAAGGCAGGGUUGUACUGUACCCAGGGUAUGAUGAUUGGCUUGUCGUUUGGGAUGAUUUUUACGUCCAGUAUUGCCAUUUUGCCUAACUGGUUCUACUAUAAGCGAUCCAUUGCUGCUGGUAUGACCGUCAGUGGCUCGGGGCUUGGCGGCGUCAUUUUCUCCUUGUCCGCCAACAGCUUGAUGCAAAGGACCGGAAGCCAUAGAUGGCCCCUCAUCAUGGUGGGGCUUGUCACCUGUGCUAUCUGUGUCACCUGUAUUGUGUUGAUCCAGGAACAUCCAAAAACCUCGCCAAAAUACAAGUCCAAGGCCCCUCGCCCUGGCCUUUGGCCUACAAUCCAGGUAGUACUUAAUCCCCGCAUCGUUCUAAACGUCGAGGUUACCUUGGUUGGUCUCUGGUUUAUGUGCUGUAACGUCGGUUAUAUCACGUUACUCUUCUCCAUGUCGGCGUACGCCAGCUCCGUGGGCUUGACGCACCAGCAGGGGUCCAACCUCACCGCUAUCAUGAACGUGGGGCAGUUUGUUGGGCGUCCCACGAUGGGACACUUUUCCGACAGAUUUGGCAGAAUUAACUUCAGUCUCAUGAUUUCGUUCACCGUUGGUGUACUUAUUUUCGCAUAUUGGGUCAACGCCGAUACUUACGGGAGUCUCAUUGGCUUUGCUUUGUUGACUGGCUUUACGGUGGGUAUUGGUGCGGUGAAUAACCAGCCGUUAGCUGUCGAUGCUUCGGGCUUAGAGAUGUUCCCAGCCGCAUUCAGUUACUUGAGUUGGAUUAUUUCUCCUCUCCUGGCCUUUUCCGAAGUAAUCGCUUUGAAGUUGAAAAAACCGCAACUGUCAAGACCGUUCUUGUACUGCCAGAUUAUGACCGGGUGUUUCAUCAUGUUGGGGUGUCUCUUACUCAUGUUGAUGCGCGAAUUGAAGAUCACCAGAGUGAUUGUUCAGCGUAAGGGGGCACUCGAGGAGCAUAUACGAGUCCACACCUUUGCUGAAGGAUCUAUUCAAAGUGGCAAAGAGCUUCAGGAGUUGACGCCAGAAGAGAUUGAGACGAACGAGAGGAGAUUACACAAGUAUGAGUUCUUGCUCAGGGGUGGGGUCAAAGGUUACUUGACCCGUAUGUUUUACCCAAUAAAGGUAUAAUCAUGGCAAAAAUAUAUAUUCUGAGCCAUUAUUAGAUUUUAGUUCUCGUGU
This is a messenger RNA of Babjeviella inositovora NRRL Y-12698, 2173 nucleotides long. RefSeq lists its product as uncharacterized. The record is from RefSeq and is a predicted model, not a curated record. Gene Ontology annotation, molecular function: transmembrane transporter activity. Lineage: Eukaryota; Fungi; Ascomycota; Pichiomycetes; Serinales. The transcript has a single exon. Gene Ontology annotation, biological process: transmembrane transport. Bases 143 to 2122 code for a protein of 659 amino acids.